AUGUCAUCCAGAUACUCCACCCCUGACUACACUCUUGACGACAUGCGCUCUGAGCCUUCAGUCGAAUAUAAUUACAUCCAAAAUGGAAUUCGAUACUAUCCAGAUCGUGAUAUGUGGAGCCCCGUGUGGGAGCCAGAACCUUCUCAAGCAACUCGAGCAUCUCCCAACGACAUGGUCGUAGAUGAACCGUUCAUUGAGGACGCUAAGCCGAAUAUUGCCGCGACUGGUGAUUCGAGUGAUCAGGCGAUUGUUGAUCCUGCGCAGGCUACUGAUGUCCACCAAGCUGAAAAUACGGGUAUCAUGCCCAAGAUCAUGAUUCCAAAAGGGCUGGAGAUCGUUGAGACUCCCAAGUAUUACUUCCCGCUUAAGGCAAAAUGGCACUCCGUUUACGACCCACAAGGUCGAUACGAUCUCUCUUUGAUCCCGAUGGCAGUCCCCAGGAUGAGCGUCCAUAAUGAUCCGCACCCGUUCGUGUGUGUUGCGUGGAACAUUCAUGAUCCUGAACUUCCCCCCGGACUCCCGGUCCCUUUUUUAAAGACCACGGCUCUGAUCGACCUAUUUUCGACUUCUAGUUCUCCGGCUCCGUCUUCGCAAUCUAGCUCAGCGCCUUCAACCUCGUCCGACGCUUUGUCCACUGCUUCAUCGGCCUAUCCCCCAAUCUUGGCUUAUAUUGGUUUGAACCAUCAGGGGGUUCAAAGACUCCUUCUCGACGACCACAACCCGCCAUCCGCCGUGUGUAUCUAUACUGAAGAAGAUGUUAUGCGCAUCUUUGAAGGUAUCGCUCCCGACUACGUUCAUAUGUGCUCGGAGUAUCCGCCAUCGUCUUUAGCCGAAUCCGAUUGCCGAGUAAUUGUCAGCCGCUGUGAUGCCAAGGAGUAUCCCUUCUAG
Molecule: messenger RNA, 888 nt
Organism: Puccinia graminis f. sp. tritici CRL 75-36-700-3
Lineage: Eukaryota; Fungi; Basidiomycota; Pucciniomycetes; Pucciniales; Pucciniaceae
Exons: 6
Coding region: 1-888 (295 amino acids)
Source: RefSeq, a predicted model, not a curated record